Molecule: messenger RNA, 1506 nt
Organism: Durio zibethinus
Lineage: Eukaryota; Viridiplantae; Streptophyta; Magnoliopsida; Malvales; Malvaceae
Source: RefSeq, a predicted model, not a curated record
AUGAAGAGAGACCACUCUGGCUGGUUUAUGAAGUACAAAGUUGAUCUUAAUCCAAUUGCAGCAACAUUUCCUGAGAUGACUAAGGGCUAUAUUGAUCCAAUAAACUUGCAUUCUUAUGCAUUUUUGUCCAAUUAUUGUUUUCGACUACUAAAAGUUUUUGUAGCUGUUUGGUAUGGCUCAGUUUCUGAGAAAAUCCAAUUUAACCAGCUGAUGUUAGGUCCCCAUUUUCAUAUUAACUCGAUUGCUGAAAUUUAUGCCGGUUUUCAUGUAAGAAACUCAUGGUCAAAUGAUGCUAUGAAUGCUGUAUCAGAAAUGAUCUCCAUGGAAAUACAACAUGUUUCAAAUUCAAGUACCAAAUCAGCUGAAAUGAUAGGCAACAACGACGAUAUUCUCAUUAACAUUCUUGUUCGUCUCCCAUUAAAAUCUCUCCUGAGAUUCAGAAACGUGUCAAAACACUGGCUCUCUCUGAUUUCUAGCCCCUACUUCUGCCUCUGCCUUAAUGAGAGAUCAAUAUUUCCCUCUGCCCUCUUAUUGCGGAAGUCGGCUUCUUCAAACAAGCCCGAAUUCUACUUCCUUUGGCUAGAUGGAAAGCCGGUUCACGAACCAUUGAUUAGAUCUCUCACUUUUAUUGAUGACUCUGCAGGCAUCAAGAUUUCACAAUCUUGCAAUGGCUUGUUGUUGUGCUGCAGCAACAGCAGGAAUGGAGAACCCAACCGGAACUACUACAUUUACAAUCCUACAACCAACCAAUACACUACCCUUCCCAAGCCUGGUAACAGAAUCCCAAACACCAUUUUUGGUGUUAUUUUAGCUUUUGAUCCCUCGAAAUCGCCCCACUACAAAGUUGUUUUUGUUCGGAGUUCAAAGACUUCCCCUGAUCUGUAUCAGUUGGAGAUAUACUCAUCUGAAACUCACCUUUGGAGUUUCUCUAGGGAAAUUCCAAAGUUUAAGUACCGUCAAGGGGUAUAUUGUUCUGGUGCCAUUCACUGGAUUAGCAACUAUGAGUCUUUGCUAUGUUUUGAUGUUGAUCAAGAAAGUUUUCAAGAGAUGCCAAUGCCUGAAAUUCCUGAUGAUUGGAACCAAAGCUUCAAGUGCAGAUACUUCAGGGAAUUCGGAGGCCGCCUGCAUCUUAUUUCUACAAAUGGCAGGCACAGUACCAGGCAGUUUGAUGUUUAUGAGAUGGAAAAAGACUCUUCUAGGUGGUUUGUGAAGUACCAAGUCGACCUCAAUGCACUUAUAUCGACAUAUCCCGAGAUGACUCGUAGCAACUCUCACCCAGCAGAUUGGGAUUAUCAUGCAUUUAGAGUUCUAGCUGUCGUUUGCAAAGAAAGGGAAGGGUCAUUCAUGGUGUUACAUAUACCUGGUAAGAUCAUCUCUUACAGUUUCAAAGAUAAAACUUCAACUUUGCUCCAUGAUUUUGCUCCUGGUUGCACAGCCAUUGACGGUUGUAUAGUGUUCAAAGAAGACGAUGCUUAUCCCUAUACUGGAACUUUCGCCAUUGUAUGA